This is a messenger RNA of Elgaria multicarinata webbii, 512 nucleotides long. It is a transcript of the gene S100A10, whose product is annotated as S100 calcium binding protein A10. Gene Ontology annotation, cellular component: cytoplasm. The transcript has 3 exons. Gene Ontology annotation, molecular function: calcium ion binding; calcium-dependent protein binding. The record is from RefSeq and is a predicted model, not a curated record. NCBI's taxonomy places the organism in Eukaryota, Metazoa, Chordata, Lepidosauria, Squamata, Anguidae. The coding region runs from base 129 to 425 and encodes 98 amino acids.
GAGGCGGCGGCUGGUCAACCUCACUCUUGUCUCUGCCAGCCGUCGCUCCACGCUGCUCGCUCCUCCGCAGCUCCUCCGCAAACAGACCCGCCUCGGCUUGGACACGUUCCAGAGAACCACACAACAAGAUGCCGUCCCAGUUAGAACACGCCAUGGAGCAAAUCAUGUUCACGUUUCACAAAUUUGCUGGCGAGAAAAACUACCUGAAUAAAGAAGACCUCCGGCAGCUGAUGGAGAAGGAGGUGCCGGGUUAUAUGGAGAACCAGAAGGAUCCGAUGGCCAUCGACCGGAUCAUGAAGAACGUGGAAGAAUGCCGAGAUGGCAAAAUUGGCUUUGAGGGCUACCUCUCCCUGAUCGCCGGGCUCACCAACGGCUGCAACGAGUAUUAUGUGAAGAAGAUGAAGCCGAUAGGAAAGAAAUAUUGAAGAAGUAUUGGCCGAUUAAUCCACCCUACCUAGCAACUUUUCAAGAACCCAUUCUUUCUGCUUAAAAGUGCCACAUCCUGUCUCAGA